Closterium sp. NIES-67 is the source of this 1878-nucleotide messenger RNA. The record is from the annotation of a GenBank genome assembly. NCBI's taxonomy places the organism in Eukaryota, Viridiplantae, Streptophyta, Zygnematophyceae, Desmidiales, Closteriaceae.
AAAGGCUGGAUGUGUCUUCCGCUAAGGGAAAACUCUGCCGAAAUUUUGUGGACGCCGACACUUGUGAAAAUAUCGAGGGAGCUGAGUGUGGACAGCAAAGGGGAGCUGAAAUUCGUCAUUUCUCAAGGAGAAGAUGAAUGAGAGAGGAUGAGAUGCUAAUGAAAGAGGAGCUGUAGCUGAGAAGACAAGUGAGCCGCCGCCAUCAAAAGUUGAAGCUUUGGAUGGCUCCAACUAUAAGGAAUGGAGCGGACGGAUGAGGAGUGCCUUCAAACGCUACAAGCUACUGAAGAUUGCUAGGUAGAGGCCGAGGUGACUAUAAUGAGGGGCAUGGGAGCUCUAGUGGCAGGGGGAGUACCAGAAUGGAGGGCACCUGCUGGUACUGCAAGAAGGUCGGGCAUCCUUGGUUUAAGUGCUUCAGCAGGCCGGAGGGAUGGGCACCUCCAGGCAUGAAGCCACCCAGUGGUGAACGCGCACAAGGUGGCGCUGUGCAAGACUCAGGUGCACAAGGUUUCAUCAAGGAGUGGUGAGGCCGAUUGGGAGACAUGGCAUGAGAGGCUGUGUCAUGUGAACUUCCCUAUGCUGCAGAAGUUGGUGAAGAAUGGGAGCCUGAAGGGCUUGGAGGUGAAAGGGGAAGUGAAGGAGAUUGGGAGCUGUCCUACAUGCUUGGAGACCAAGUUCUCCAAGUUCCCCUUCAACAGUGCAACAGGACCAGCCAAGACCCCACUUGCACUUGUGCACAUGGAUGUGGUGGGGCCCACAAGAGCCCCUUCCCUCUCAGGCAGCCGCUAUUUCUUGACAAUUGUGGAUGACCACACUCGGGCAGUGUGGGUUUACCCUUUGAACAGCAAGGGGGAGGUGGCAGCGGCUGUCCUUAAGGAGUGGAUGCCUAGAGCUCAGAGGGAAUGCGGACACAAGGUGAAGGUGAUCCGCAGUGACAAUGGUGGGGAGUUCAUUGGAGCUGAUUUUGAGGGGGAGUUGAAGAGGAAGGGGAUCCAGCAUCAACUGACAGUGCCCUACAAUCCGCAGCAGAAUGGCGUGGCUGAGAGGUUCAACAGGACCCUGCAGGAGGGGGCACGCACUCUCCUUGGGCGUGCAGGGCUGCCUGAUCCGUUUUGGGUGUCUGCACUGAGGCAGGUCGCCCUUGUGAAGAAUAGGGUGCUGGCUACAGUUGGGGAUAAGGAGUGGAUCCCAUAUACCAAGUGGUAUGGGAGUGCUCCAGCUGUGAAUAUGCUGAGGGCAUUUGGAGGCAAGCCAAAUGUGGUGCAGGCUGGGAGUGUGGUUGAGCAGAUUGAGGAAGAUGAGAUUGCAUUAUGCUAUUGGGCUGCAAUUCCUCAACCCAAGGUACUGACGCUAGCUUCAACUCAGUAAAAGCGGAUGGCACCAGCAUUGGGGGUUAUGUGUGCUUGCUAGGAGGUGGUGCUAACACAUAAGGCCAAAGUGGCAUUGGGUGAGGAGACUCCUUGAUAAGGAGGUGCGGCUGGAGAUAGUGAAGAUCCAUCAGCAGGCAGCAGAUAUUUUCACUAAGAGUCUGGCGGAGGCGGAUCAUUGGAAGGGCAUGAAGCUUGCUGGGAUGAGUGUGCAUUGAGUAUGCAUGCUUGAGAUGUUGGUAUGGUGGAUGAUGGUUGGCAGCUAGAGGGGGAGAUUGUUGUGUGAUGUCAUCAUAUGCUAUCACAUUCUGUCUGCCUCCCAUCCCAUGUUUUCAACUUGCAUGUGUGGUUUGAACGUAUUUUGUGAUGAUAGAUCUUGAGAAGAUCUUUCCGACGCAACGAGAAUCCCUUCAAUCGGAGCAAGAACGCGAAAGCUAUGAAGAUUCAAAGUUCAUGAGCUUGCGUUACAAUUGCGGCGGUAACAUAGUGAAGUUGUGGGGUGACUCUAUAU